This is a messenger RNA of Homo sapiens (human), 1352 nucleotides long. RefSeq names its product regulator of G protein signaling 1 (gene RGS1). Gene Ontology annotation, molecular function: GTPase activity. Bases 21 to 650 code for a protein of 209 amino acids. The transcript has 5 exons. NCBI's taxonomy places the organism in Eukaryota, Metazoa, Chordata, Mammalia, Primates, Hominidae. The record is from RefSeq and is marked reviewed. Gene Ontology annotation, cellular component: cytosol; plasma membrane.
GCAUAUUUGCUAAGAGCACCAUGCGCGCAGCAGCCAUCUCCACUCCAAAGUUAGACAAAAUGCCAGGAAUGUUCUUCUCUGCUAACCCAAAGGAAUUGAAAGGAACCACUCAUUCACUUCUAGACGACAAAAUGCAAAAAAGGAGGCCAAAGACUUUUGGAAUGGAUAUGAAAGCAUACCUGAGAUCUAUGAUCCCACAUCUGGAAUCUGGAAUGAAAUCUUCCAAGUCCAAGGAUGUACUUUCUGCUGCUGAAGUAAUGCAAUGGUCUCAAUCUCUGGAAAAACUUCUUGCCAACCAAACUGGUCAAAAUGUCUUUGGAAGUUUCCUAAAGUCUGAAUUCAGUGAGGAGAAUAUUGAGUUCUGGCUGGCUUGUGAAGACUAUAAGAAAACAGAGUCUGAUCUUUUGCCCUGUAAAGCAGAAGAGAUAUAUAAAGCAUUUGUGCAUUCAGAUGCUGCUAAACAAAUCAAUAUUGACUUCCGCACUCGAGAAUCUACAGCCAAGAAGAUUAAAGCACCAACCCCCACGUGUUUUGAUGAAGCACAAAAAGUCAUAUAUACUCUUAUGGAAAAGGACUCUUAUCCCAGGUUCCUCAAAUCAGAUAUUUACUUAAAUCUUCUAAAUGACCUGCAGGCUAAUAGCCUAAAGUGACUGGUCCCUGGCUGAAGGGAAUUAACAGAUAGUAUCAAGCGCAGAAGGAAUGUGCCAGUAUGGCUCCCUGGGUGAACAGCUUGGCCUUUUUUGGGUGUCUUGACAGGCCAAGAAGAACAAAUGACUCAGAAUGGAUUAACAUGAAAGUUAUCCAGGCGCAGAGUUGAAGAAGCAUAAGCAAGACAAAAACAGAGAGACCGCAGAAGGAGGAAGAUACUGUGGUACUGUCAUAAAAAACAGUGGAGCUCUGUAUUAGAAAGCCCCUCAGAACUGGGAAGGCCAGGUAACUCUAGUUACACAGAAACUGUGACUAAAGUCUAUGAAACUGAUUACAACAGACUGUAAGAAUCAAAGUCAACUGACAUCUAUGCUACAUAUUAUUAUAUAGUUUGUACUGAGCUAUUGAAGUCCCAUUAACUUAAAGUAUAUGUUUUCAAAUUGCCAUUGCUACUAUUGCUUGUCGGUGUUAUUUUAUUUUAUUGUUUUUGACUUUGGAAGAGAUGAACUGUGUAUUUAACUUAAGCUAUUGCUCUUAAAACCAGGGAGUCAGAAUAUAUUUGUAAGUUAAAUCAUUGGUGCUAAUAAUAAAUGUGGAUUUUGUAUUAAAAUAUAUAGAAGCAAUUUCUGUUUACAUGUCCUUGCUACUUUUAAAAACUUGCAUUUAUUCCUCAGAUUUUAAAAAUAAAUAAAUAAUUCAUUUAA